AUGUCAGAGUCCAAAGACCAUAUUUUGCUCUGUCCGUCGCCCGCUGAAUCCAUUCGGGAAUGUACGGUAACUCUGGGACUCGGUUACCCGUGCGCUCCGAACCGUAGGUUGGCGUUCCACCAUCGUCCACGUGAAUGGAUCGAAUCCCGUCGUGGAACUCUCGGAUCCGAAAUCCAACGCCAAGGACUGGUGGGGCGGGCGAGCGGCUCGGCCGACCCGACAGUGACAACGGAUGCUACCGAGUGCCUGUCUGACCUUGGGCGGACGUGCCCCAAUCGCCUCAACCAACGCCGCUAUCACUUUCUCUUCCCGUUUGUAAUGCCGACGCGUACGACCGUUUUCGUCGGACUCUGGUUGCUGGCGGCUGCCAGUCUGCCAACGACCCACGCGUGGCAAGCGUCCCCGUGGACUCGUUCUACUUUGCGUUCCUCGUCGACGGCGCCACCGUCCGCUCGUUCCGUCACGACGCAACGAUCCCGUCUCGCCUCAGCAGUCGCCACUGCCGACGAACCACCGUUGCAGGGAACGGGGACCGCUUCGAUUCCGCAAGAAGUCUUUAAUCUCGUCAAGGGCAUUGUCGGCGCCGGAGUCCUUUCGCUGCCUUCGGGGAUUGCCGCCUUUGGGAACGCUCCCUCCGCCGUACUCCCCGCCGUCCUCCUCAUUUCACUCAUUGGCGCACUCUCCGCCUACGGGUUCGCCUUAAUUGGACGCGUCUGCAGUUUGACCGGCACCACCUCCUACCGGGACGCCUGGAACGAAUCCGUCUCGCCCAAAACGUCGUGGAUCACGGCUUGGUCGGUUACCUUUAUGACCAUUAACGCCACCUUGGCCUACAGCAUGAUUCUGGGAGAAACAUUCCAAUCCCUCCUACUCACCGCCGGAUACGCCUGGAGCAAAACAAAGAUUCUCGCCCUGCUCACCACUACCGUCCUCUUGCCCCUCUGUUUACUGAAAAACCUCAGUUCGCUGGCACCCUUUUCUCUCCUGGGUUCACUGGGAAUGGUCUACACCGCCAUCGCCAUGGGAAUCCGCUACGUGACCAAGGCCUACGUCGGCACGGGAAAGUUCGCCGCGGACUUGCCGCGAGCCUUGCAGCCGUCCUUUGGAGCGAUUGGGGCCUCCGGGGUUUACAACGCCAAGGCCAGUAUACUGCUCGGCAUGCUGUCGACGGCCUACAUGGCCCACUUCAACGCUCCCAAAUUCUAUACCGAACUCCGGAACAACACUGUCCCGCGGUACGUCAAAGUCGUCGCCACCUCCUUUGGAAUUUCCAUCGCCUUGUUCGCCACCAUGGCCUCCCUCGGAUUCUUGACCUUUGGAGCCGCGUCCAGUGGACUCAUUCUCAACAAUUAUUCCAUCAAGGACAACUUGAUGGGCCUUUCGCGGAUUGCCGUUGCCGUUAGUCUCGUCUUUUCGUACCCCUUGGCCUUUGUCGGAGCCCGCGACGGGAUUCUAGACGUGGCCAACGUGGCCCCGGAAAAACGGUCCACCGGAUUGUUGAACGCCUUGACGGUCGGAUUGCUGUCCUUGGUUACUGGACUGGCCUUGGUGAUCCCGGAUGUCUCCUUUGUCAUGGCCUUUGGGGGUUCCACCUUGGGCAACGCCUUGAUUUACAUCUUCCCCGCCUUGAUGUUCCGCGGGGCGGUCCGCAAACUCAAGGCACCCACCAAAGGACAGCGCCGUGAAGUCAAACUCGCCAUGACGUCGGCCUUGGUCGGACUCGGUAUGGGAGUAGUCGGUGCCGUCAAGGCUGUACAGUCGGUUCUCUAA
This is a messenger RNA of Phaeodactylum tricornutum CCAP 1055/1, 1770 nucleotides long. RefSeq lists its product with no specific name. The record is from RefSeq and is a predicted model, not a curated record. The transcript has 2 exons. Gene Ontology annotation, molecular function: amino acid transmembrane transporter activity. Gene Ontology annotation, biological process: amino acid transmembrane transport. The coding region runs from base 1 to 1770 and encodes 589 amino acids. Lineage: Eukaryota; Bacillariophyta; Bacillariophyceae; Surirellales; Neidiaceae.